Messenger RNA from Mugil cephalus (flathead mullet), 998 nucleotides. It is a transcript of the gene myl12.1, whose product is annotated as myosin, light chain 12, genome duplicate 1. Lineage: Eukaryota; Metazoa; Chordata; Actinopteri; Mugiliformes; Mugilidae. The coding region runs from base 143 to 661 and encodes 172 amino acids. Gene Ontology annotation, molecular function: calcium ion binding. Gene Ontology annotation, cellular component: cytoplasm. The record is from RefSeq and is a predicted model, not a curated record. The transcript is spliced from 4 exons.
GUUUAUUUCGCAGUUACCCCUAUUUAUUUCAGAUGGUUUGUUCUGUCUUAUUAUCAGGAAGUGAAGGGCGGUGGUUGAGAAAAAGAGCAGCAUCGGGCUAGCUGACCAGUUUCUGUUUGUUGUCAGAAAUAAAGCAUUCACAAUGUCGAGCAAAAGAGCUAAGGGAAAGACCACAAAGAAGCGUCCUCAGCGCGCCACCUCCAAUGUCUUCGCCAUGUUUGACCAGUCUCAAAUUCAGGAGUUCAAGGAGGCCUUCAACAUGAUCGACCAGAACCGUGAUGGGUUUGUUGACAAAGAGGAUCUCCACGACAUGCUUGCCUCACUGGGGAAAAACCCAAAUGAAGACUACCUGGAGGCCAUGAUGAACGAAGCUCCAGGACCCAUUAACUUCACCAUGUUCCUCACCAUGUUUGGAGAGAAACUCAAUGGCACAGACCCUGAGGAUGUGAUCAGAAAUGCGUUCGCUUGCUUUGAUGAGGAGGGGACAGGUUUCAUCCAGGAAGAUUACCUCAGAGAGCUGCUCACAACAAUGGGUGACCGGUUUACAGAUGAGGAGGUGGACGAGCUCUUCAGGGAGGCCCCCAUCGACAAGAAGAGUAACUUCAACUAUGUGGAGUUCACGCGCAUUCUAAAGCACGGUGCCAAGGAUAAGGACGAUUGAGGAGCCGUGCCAGCAUUUUCCUGUGAAGCGCCUCCGCCUUUCUACCGUCGGCUAGAUCACGAUGCUGCAUGUCCCAGCUCUCAACAGUUAUAAAACCCAGUUUAAACAAACCAAAGCAAUAAAUUUUCACUCUGUUUGCUGUGAACUUCCAGUAUUGCCAAAUUUACAUGUCUCUGAUGAAAGGAAAAAAAAAAAAUCUGCCAUAUAAAGAUGUAAAAAGUGGCAGCACUUUGGAAGUUCUAAGGGAUAAGUUUUUGCCAUUCAUGUGAUCAGGUUCAGCUGGAUUUUUACAUUUUAUAAUAUAAACUUUUUAAAUAAAGCCCUCUAUCAAGUUGUA